Molecule: messenger RNA, 1869 nt
Organism: Cuscuta europaea
Lineage: Eukaryota; Viridiplantae; Streptophyta; Magnoliopsida; Solanales; Convolvulaceae
Source: the annotation of a GenBank genome assembly
AUUUCAAACACAUUGGAUCAUUGGAACAUGGCUUUGUGCCGAAAAUAUCUCGUGAAUUCGGCCCCAAAAAGUCUCCCCUGAUUGAUUUAUUCCAAUGGCACCAUAUUCGGAUAUGGUGACCCAGGCGUUGCAUAGAACAACAUUCUCUCUAGCACUCCAAUUAACACCCCUUUUUGAUUUAUUCCAAUGGCACCAACAGCAGUCGGAUCUUUCAAAAGUUUUUUUAAAACAAUAACCGUUUCUAGUGCAUGAUGACAUCAUGCUGACGUCAACGUGACGUCAGCGAGGGCAAAUAAUUCGGCUCCAGGUCUCUGUUCCCCGCCCGCGCACAGCAGGAAUUGAGCAGGAUUUCCAUCAAAAAGAUCUGUAAGCCCAUAUGGACUUGAAGGGAAAGCCUGUUGACCAUGGCUACCGCAUGCCAGCUGAGUGGGAACCGCAUUCCCAGUGCUGGAUCGGCUGGCCAGAACGGCCAGAUAACUGGAGGGACAAUGCUGUGCACGCUCAACAUGUAUUUGCUAGUGUUGCACAUGCUAUCUCUAGAUUUGAACCUGUCACUGUUUGUGCUAGUUCAGCUCAGUGGAGCAAUGCACGUCAUCAGCUACCAAAACAUAUCAGGGUUGUUGAAAUGAGCUUAAAUGAUUCUUGGUUUCGAGAUUCCGGUCCUACUUUUGUUGUUAGAAAACAUACAGAAACAUCUCAAAUUCUUGAGCCAAGUGUUGCAGGGAUUGACUGGACCUUCAAUAGCUGGGGAGGAGUUGAAGAUGGAUGCUAUGCAGACUGGAGUCACGACCUUCUUGUUGCAAGGAAGAUUUUGUCCAUUGAAAGGCUCCCCAGGUUCCCUCAUACUAUGGUUCUUGAAGGCGGAAGCAUUCACGUAGAUGGAGAAGGUACUUGCCUCACUACAGCUGAAUGUCUAUUGAACAAAAACAGAAACCCUGAUAUGUCUAAAGAAGAAGUUGAGACUGAACUUCAACAAUAUCUCGGGGUUAGCAAGGUCAUUUGGUUACCUCGUGGGUUAUUUGGUGAUGAUGACACAAAUGGGCAUAUAGAUAACAUGGGCUGUUUUGUGAAGCCUGGGGUCGUUUUAUUGUCUUGGACUGAUGACAAGGCAGACCCUCAGUAUGAAAGAUCCUUGGAAGCUCUUAAUGUACUCGAAAAUUCUACUGAUGCAAAGGGUAGAAAAUUUCAAGUGAUAAAACUCCAUGUGCCCGACCCUCUCUACAUGACAGAAGACGAGGCAAACGGUAUAUACAAGGAUGGCGAUGCUAAACCAAGGCCUCAUGGUACACGGCUUGCUGCUUCAUAUGUAAACUUCUACAUCGCAAACGGUGCAAUUAUCACUCCUCAAUUUGGAGAUAAGAAAUGGGAUGAUGAAGCAGUUCGGGUUCUCUCACUUGCAUUUCCCAAUCACGAGGUAGUAAGAAUAGAAGGUGCAAGGGAGAUCGUCUUGGGGGGCGGGAAUAUACAUUGUAUCACGCAACAGCAGCCAGUGCUGUGAUCAUGAAGGCUGACAACCGCGAUGGUUCAAUCUCUGUUUGCCUGUUUACUCAUAUAAGAAUUACUAAUACAAUGAUGAAAGAAGAGUUACGGGCUUCCCUGAUAUGUGGUACGGUCUGCUGCAUUUUUAUCAAAGUUGGCACAUCUUAAGUUCUAUUGUGAUGUUCAACAAAUAAAUGCCUGUCAAUUGAUGUCAAUGUGAAUUUGAUUCUUCAAAUAACAAAUAUGGUAUUUUACUACCUUUUGCCCAAACACGGCUGAAGUAUAAUUUAUUAGUUUUCUUGUCCUACACAACUAACACAAGGUUUUAUAUCCACAACUCUUUCCUAAUAGUUUAGGCCCUCAGGAUUAAUAGGGACUGUUGGAAAAAUG